Molecule: messenger RNA, 1224 nt
Organism: Psylliodes chrysocephalus
Lineage: Eukaryota; Metazoa; Arthropoda; Insecta; Coleoptera; Chrysomelidae
Source: the annotation of a GenBank genome assembly
AUGAGUUCUAUGGACGUUGACCCCACUGCUGGUGCCUCAGGCAUUAAUUUAAAUAAUUCCGAAAGAACCCGUAUAGCCAAAAGAAAUGCCCAAAUUGAUAUUUUGCUCAGACUCUUUGAUAUAAUAGCUGAAACCUUCCCUAGAGACACUUUCCCUACCCAUCAAACUGCAGAAAUCGAAAUGCAAUUAAUUGACCUUGACAACUCUAAUGCAGCAGCAGGCAUCCUCUCUACAGUUUUUACUUAUUUAAGAAAGAAACAAAAUAAUCCCACCGAAGCUGCUAAAAUGUUGAAUCUUAAAACCAACGUUGAAGGCACUAUUAUAAAUAUAUCUGAUAUUGUCAAAAAAUUUGAAGAGGAAGGUUUCGAAAUCGAUUUCCUUAUUGCAACUCCCUUGAUGAAUAUUUUUUGCGCGUUUAAAUUAGCUUUUGAUGAAACCAGAACAGGGGCGACGAAAGUAAUGUUAAAAGACGAUUAUUUAAGAAAACAUGGGAUAAUUUCUAAAGAUUCAACAAACCAGAAACUAGAGAAAAACGACCCGAAAGAGAGUAUAAAUAUAAACGCUUUUGGCUUAACCAAUCAACAUAUCUGCCUUCUGCAAGGUAUAACAUUUACUCCCUCCAGACGCACUGGUUUAUUAAGAACAUUAGGGCCUAUGACACAAUGUAUAAGUGUAAUAAAUGAAACUGGCGCAUAUACUGAUAAAUUGCAAUCAGCGACUAAGAAUACCCUGAGAAUGCUACCUAUGGUCAAUGAGAUAUCAAAUCAUUUUAAAGACGCCACAGUACCUGGUCAAGCUGCAGGAGUAUUAAAAGAACUUGCAGACAUUCUUACAUUAUCUACUGCCAGGUCCACCCAAAAGAUUUUUGCACCAAUAGCCUUAUUAAGAUUUCUCUGGCCAUUCAAAACAGACGCUUGGAGCGCAGCUGGUCCUAAUAUGAUGCACUUUAUUGAUUCGAACAUAAAAUUAUAUAAAAUAAAAUUUGUUAUGAGAACAGGGGGUUCAGAGGAAGAUACAGCACAAGUUAUUUUUCACUCCAUAUAUGGUACUUAUCUCGAAGAUUUAGGUAUUCUUUCGCAAAUAACAACUAAAAAAGCAUGGAAAACAAGAAGGGAAGUAGAAGCUGUAUUUACAAAAAGGGCAACAAAAAAUUCUUUAAUAAUUAAUCCCAUCACAUUUGUAUUUUAUUCCAAAAUGGCAACUUCGCUGCUCACAAAAUGUUAA